AUGGCAAAGAAGGAUCUGAAGCCCUCGGUUCAGCCACCUAGAGCUCCCCUCCUCACCCGACUGUCCUGGCAAAUGAGCGAUGCACUUGAUUACCUCAAGGAGCUGAACUUCCCCCGUAUCAUGUACCAUCUGUUGUCACUUGCCUACCUCUCCUUUAUCGUCUACCUCACCUAUUACGUGCUGCCUUUGCCUGGACACUGGAAUCCAGCACCACACUCUGACAGAGUCGCCAUUGUCUCUCAGGAUCUGAACAACUACUUCAACUCCUUUCGUGGUCUCACCGAGUGCAGCAUUCGUGCUCCUGAUUUGUAUCUGCCUCCCUCGCCGGAUCAGUCGUUGCAGGGCUCUCCCAAUGCCUACUGUCCCAGACGCAAGGACCUCCUGGAGGCCAUGUCAAGUGGUGGUCGGAUCGGGUUUGAUACCCCAUAUUUCCCAAAGGACUGCCACUACCGCUGGUAUUCGGUGGAGGAGAUUUGCAUGAUCCUGGAACGCUUUGACGCCAUCGUCUUCGUGGGCGACUACAGUCUCCAGACCAUCUACAACGGAUUCAGCAUCCUCCUGCGACGAGAUUUGGCCCACGGUGCCCUGAGGACCUGGAGCAUGGACAAGGAAAAGCUCCGCCAGUGCAGAUGUGACAAUCAGUUUACCUCGCAGCCCUGCUCCGAGCACUUCAUCACAUUUAGUGGCGAUCUUACAAACCUUCUGUCAGGCCGAGUCGACCAGCCCUACUUCUGCAGCCGAACACCCCAUUCCUUCCUAGAAAUCAGCACCUCCCCGGCCCCAAUCUCCGUGAUUGGAAAGUUCAAACAGCUCGCCCCACGUGUCAAACGAUCGAACUAUCGCCCCGUCGCCAUCAUUCACAGCCUUUCUCCCAACACCGUGUCUCCAGAAACCGCUGCUGCCUCGCUCGAAGAAUUCUUGGCCCUCGCAGACUCGUCCCAUCGGAAGACACCCAUGCUCUGGGUCGGGCCCUCCGCUUCCGGCCACACCCAGAUCCGCGGCCGGAACGGAAACCAGGAGAUAUGGGAUUUUGAUCGCCAUCUCGCCGUCGUUGCGGAGGACAAUGACGUCGACGUGUUAAGGUUGUGGAAUAUGACGGUGCAGGCAAACAGCUGGGAUGGGAUGCAGUUUGGAGAGAAGGUUGCCAUUACCCAGGCGAUGAUGGUGCUGAAUUGGUUGGGGAGACUGCCCUCUAGCUGA
Cladophialophora psammophila CBS 110553 is the source of this 1200-nucleotide messenger RNA. RefSeq lists its product as uncharacterized. The coding region runs from base 1 to 1200 and encodes 399 amino acids. Lineage: Eukaryota; Fungi; Ascomycota; Eurotiomycetes; Chaetothyriales; Herpotrichiellaceae. The transcript is spliced from 3 exons. The record is from RefSeq and is a predicted model, not a curated record.